AUGGUUGGCAAAGUCAGCGAGCGCGUCCUCCUGAGGGAAGGGCUGGAACGUACCGACAAUGGGAUGAAGCAGACGAGCUGGCCGGAAGUCACGCCAAUCAACCAGAAGAACUACUACACGGAGUACAUGAAGCGGGAUGACCAGAUCCUCGCGCUCCGGAUGCAGAACGAUGCGACGCAACCGCGGCGAGAUGCCGCUUCUGCUCCCGGAACAGCAGGCGGGCGACUUUUUCCGCUGCCGACGGACGGCAUCGACAUUUCCAAGAUCAUUGUGAUUCACCCGGGCAGCCAGUACCUGCGGAUCGGCUUCUCGACGGACGUACUGCCCAAGACGGUGCCGAUGUGUCUGGCGACGCAAUUCGACCACACUGAGUCGGACGAGGCGGAGGCGCUGCCACGACGACAACGGGAGGCAGCCAAGACCGAGCAGCAGUAUGGCGAGGAGUGGUCAAAGAAGUACAAGAAGAUGAGUGAGGACCUGAAGCAGGACAUGCGGCAGAACAAGCGCAAGGUGCUGCCCAACUCCAAGGAGCUGGUGAUCAACUACAAUCGGCGGACGGAGGCCGAGGUGAUCGCCACGCACAACGACCCGCUGCAGGUCGAGUGGACGGACGUGAACGCGAUACGGACGCCAGCCUUGCUUGAGGGCGGCGCGGCGGAGACGGUGACGGCGACAGACACGGAGACAACAGCGACGAAAACAGGGGCGCCGGCUUCGUCACCACCAUCGGCACCUACCGCGUUCUACGGACAGGAAGCGCUGCGAAUUCCCGACGACUCGAACCCGACGUUCCGGCUGCGGUGGCCGAUGCAGCACGGCUGGCUGAACGAGGACGACUACGGCAGCGUCAGCAGCCUGUACAGCGACUUUGAGGCGAUCGUGACGCACGCGAUCCUGCAGGAGCUCGGGCUGCAGCGGGUGUCGUCGUGCCGGCAGUACAGCUGCGUGUUCGUGGUGCCGGACCUCUACGACAAGGCGUACGUGGAGAUGCUGCUGCGGCUGUGCAUGACCUGGUUCGAGUUUGGCAAGGUGUGCUUCAUCCAGGAGAGCUACGCGGCCACGUGCGGAGCCGGCUACAGCCAGGGCUGCGUCGUCGACGUGGGCGCGCAGAAGACGUCGGUGGCCUGUGUCGAAGACGGACUGGUGGUCGAGGAAUCGCGCGUAAACGUCAAGUACGGCGGCCGCGACGUGACCGAGGCCUUUGUCAAGAUGCUGCUCUUCGACCACUUUCCCUACCAGGACAUCAACCUGCGCCGCCGCUACGACUUCCUCCUGGCUGAGGAGCUCAAGCUGAAGCACUGCACCAUGAACGAGGCCGACGUGUCCGUCCAGCUGUACCAGUUCCACCUGCGGGCUCCCCACCAGCCGACGUACCGCUACCAGUUCAAGACGUACGACGAGGUCCUCCUGGCGCCGCUGGGCCUGUAUGAGCCGGCCAUCUUCGACAGCAGCACCAAGCUGCGCGGCCGCCGCAAGCUGAUCGACCGCACCUACAACGCCUAUGAUGUCGAUAUUCCCGACGAUCCGGUCUCGUCCGCCCAGGUCGCCAUCCUGGCCCUCGAUCAUCCAUCUGUGCUGCCGCCUGCGCUGGCCACCAACGGUCCCCGUUUCGGCACGCCCGGACCUGGUGGCACCGGUGCAGACGCCAUCUCGACUCCGAGCAAAGAUCGCACGCAGCCGUUCAGCUUUCUGUCCCGCGAUCUUGCCGGCGGCGGCGGUGCCACGCCCUCUACGUCCAAGGCCCCGUCUCCCGCCCCUGAGGGCACCAGCACACCCGUGCCGGCACCGUAUGUUUUUGGUGCUGGUCGCGACACCGUCAACAACGGCGCGGCCAGCCCGGCGCCCAGUGGAUCGGCUGCCGCCACAAGCACCCCAGCCACAGGUGGCGCACCAGGCACCGCCACAGCCACAGCCACAGUGGGGGCUCCGGCGCCCGGCCUCAACGGCCUCAACGGCCUCUUUCCCAUGGACCCGCUCUUCCACCGGACGGCCAAGGAGAUCGCGGCCGAGCGUGACUCGGUGCUGCCAGUGGCGCCGCUCGACAUUGCCAUCAUGACGUCGAUCCAGAACGCGGCCAAAGGCGACGAGCGCAAGCUCAAAGACUUUCUCGGCUCCAUCAUGGUGGUGGGUGGCGGCGCCAAGACUCCGCACUUUACCACCUACCUCGAGGAGCGGCUCAAGGCCCGCCGUGCGGACCUGGUCGAUCGCAUCCUGGUCUCGCGCAGCGCCCGCGACAUGGACGAGCAGGUCGUCGUCUGGAAGGGCGCCAGCGUGUUCGCCAAGCUGACUACCAACGAUAGCUGGAUCACCCCGUUCGAGUACUCCUUCCUGGGGCCACGCAUUCUGCACCACAAGGUGCUGUGGCAGUGGUGA
Molecule: messenger RNA, 2373 nt
Organism: Grosmannia clavigera kw1407
Lineage: Eukaryota; Fungi; Ascomycota; Sordariomycetes; Ophiostomatales; Ophiostomataceae
Product: chromatin remodeling complex subunit
Exons: 4
Coding region: 1-2373 (790 amino acids)
Biological process (GO): double-strand break repair; regulation of DNA-templated transcription
Cellular component (GO): Ino80 complex
Source: RefSeq, a predicted model, not a curated record